Ochotona princeps (American pika) is the source of this 4715-nucleotide messenger RNA. It is a transcript of the gene TRERF1, whose product is annotated as transcriptional regulating factor 1. The transcript is spliced from 18 exons. Gene Ontology annotation, molecular function: transcription corepressor activity. Bases 738 to 4469 code for a protein of 1243 amino acids. NCBI's taxonomy places the organism in Eukaryota, Metazoa, Chordata, Mammalia, Lagomorpha, Ochotonidae. The record is from RefSeq and is a predicted model, not a curated record. Gene Ontology annotation, cellular component: histone deacetylase complex; transcription regulator complex. Gene Ontology annotation, biological process: regulation of transcription by RNA polymerase II; negative regulation of DNA-templated transcription.
GCGAAUUUCCAACCGGGGAGGGAGAGUGGCUGGAUGCGGGAGAGUUUGGAGUUGCUGGCGGCGGAGGGCAGGCAGGGGAGCAGGGCCGGGGGCAGGGGGCUGCCUGGCUGACUAGCUGGCCGGCGGGCGGGCGGGCGCUAUAGCUGGGAGUUAAGUUUCCAGGAUCCACAGAGCCUGCACGCUGGCUCGCUACUCUGCUAGCCCCCCGGCCCACCCCCCCAAGCGGACACUGGUCUUCUGGUCGGAUUGCCCAUGCACUUGUUGCAGAAGCAGCCAAGGCUGCGGCUUUGGAGGAUGCUGAAGGAGCAAGAUGAGGAAGCUGGACGCCUCUGAAGGAUUAAACCUUUUAAUCCUCCAACAGAACCAGGUUUCCUCUUCGCACCUGCCCAGCAGCAUGAAAGCAGCAUGACUGGCCGGCCGCAGGAGAAGCCCCCAGAACCAGGCCCCCAACUCAGCCACCUGCUGCGGAGGUCCAGGCGUGAGCCGUGUCUCCUCACCACGGCGGUGUGUGGUCCAUCCCCCAGCUCAGGUGAAGAUGUAAACCCACACCCCACUGUGCGUAUGAGUGGUACUGGCCAACAGGAUCACCUGGCUCCAGCUACAUUCCCAGACAUGACAGCCGUGGAGUAGUGCGGACACUUCCUCUCAGCGUCUCAGGGUUUCAGGCCUUCUGGGUUUGCUCCAUUUACCUUCUUAUAUGGUUUUGUGGCUGGACAUUCGCAAGCGAGGCCAACGCCAUGGGGGAUCAACAACUGUACAAGACCAACCAUGUGGGCCAGGGUGGUGGUGAGAACCUUUUCUACCAACAGCCACCACUUGGCGUCCCCAGCGGGCUGAACCACAACUAUGGGAAUUCAGUCCCAGGGAGCGGAAUGGAUGCCCCACAGGCCUCGCCCCUCUCCCCCCACUUCCCUCAAGAUGUGAGAGAUGGCCUGGGUUUACCUGUUGGCUCCAAAAACCUGGGCCAAAUGGAUACCUCAAGGCAGGGAGGAUGGGGUGGUCACACGGGGCCUGGAAACCAUGUCCAGCUACGUGGCAACCUGGCCAACUCGAAUAUGAUGUGGGGGGCACCAGCCCAGGCCGAGCCCACCGAAAGCUACCAAUAUACUUACUCCCAGGCCAGCGAGAUCCGCACCCAGAAGCUUACCAGCGGCGUCUUGCACAAGCUGGACUCUUUCACCCAGGUUUUUGCCAACCAAAACCUGAGAAUUCAGGUCAACAAUAUGGCCCAGGUGCUGCACACCCAGUCGGCAGUAAUGGAUGGAGCCCCCGACAGCGCCCUCCGCCAGCUGCUCUCUCAGAAGCCCAUGGAGCCCCCAGCACCGGCUAUCUCUUCCCGCUAUUCACAGGUGCCCCAGCAGCCUCACCCUGGUUUCACAGGUGGGCUGUCCAAACCAGCUCUUCAGGUCGGGCAGCACCCUCCCCCUGGGCACCUGUAUUAUGACUACCAGCAGCCACUGGCUCAGUUGCCAGGGCAGGGAGGACAAGCGUUGCAAGCCCCACAGAUGUUGUCCCAACACAUGCCCCAGAUGCAGCAGCACCAGUAUUACCCACAACAGCCGCCACAGCAAGCUGGGCAGCAGCGGCUCUCCAUGCAGGAAAUGCAACAACAGCAACAACAACAGAUUCGCCCCCCACAGCCGCCGCAGCAGCAACAGCAGCAGCUACAAUUGCAGCCGCGGCAGGGUUCCAUGCAGAUACCUCAGUAUUAUCAACCCCAACCCAUGAUGCCACACUUGCAAGAGCAGCAGCAACAGCAGCAGCAACAGAUGCACCUGCAGCCUCCUUCUUAUCACAGGGACCCUCACCAGUACACUCCGGAGCAGGCACAUGCUGUCCAACUGAUUCAGCUGGGCUCCAUGCCCCAGUACUAUUACCAAGAGUCCCAACAGCCCUACAGCCACCCUCUCUACCAGCAGAGCCACCUGCCUCAGCACCAGCAGCGGGAAGACAGUCAGCUGAAGACGUUUUCUAGCGACAGGCAGGCACAGGCCAUGCUGAGUUCUCACGGGGACCUGGGCCCUCCUGACACAGGAAUGGGAGAUUCAACCAGCUCAGACCUGCCUCGGGUCAGCAGUGCCCUCCCCCACCGACCGCUCCUGUCCCCCAGCGGGAUGCACCUCAAUAGCCUGGGGCCACAACAUCAGCAGGCGUCUCCCAGUGCCGUGUGGCCCCAGAUGCACCUCCCUGACGGGCGAGCCCAGCCGGGAUCCCCUGAACCAAGUGGCCAAGCCAAAGGAGUGUUUGGGGAGCAGUUUGAUGCCAAGAACAAGCUGUGCCCCAUCUGCCUAAAGGAGUUCAAGAGCCUGCCUGCCCUGAACGGCCACAUGCGGUCGCACGGGGGAAUGAGGGCCUCCCCCAGCCUCAAACAGGAGGAAGGAGAGAAGGCCCCGCCGCCAGCGCCACAGCCUCCGCCUCCUCAGCCCCAGCCGCCCCAGCCGCCACUGCCACCUCCUCCACCUCCGCCUCCGCCUCCGCCCGCACCUGCACCGCCGCAGCUUCCUCCCGAGGCCGAAAGCCUCACACCUAUGGUCAUGCCCGUGUCUGUCCCUGUCAAGCUUCUCCCGCCCAAGCACAGCUCUCAGGGGUUCACCAACAGCGUCGCUGCCGCCCCCGCCGCCGCCAGAGACCUGCCGGCCAGCUCCGUGUCCGACGAUGAGAUGCCCGUGCUCGUGAGGAUGACCCUCUCUCCCCCACACUCCCCCCCAGGGGCUGCCCCCCGCACGCCUGCUGAAAUCCCCAGGAAGCUUCAACCCGGAGCGCCGAAACCGGAAGAGCCCCCCAAGACGGUGCAGGAGAAGAAAAAGUUCCGGCACCGGCCGGAGCCCCUCUUCAUCCCGCCGCCACCUUCUUACAACCCAAGCCCAGCCUCCUAUUCAGGCGCCACUUUGUACCAGAGCCAAUUGCGCUCCCCGCGCAUCCUCGGAGACCACCUGCUCCUCGAUCCCACACACGAGCUGCCCCCCUACACGCCGCCGCCCAUGCUGAGCCCGGUGCGCCAGGGCUCGGGGCUUUUCAGCAACGUCCUCAUCUCCGGCCACGGCACCGGCGCCCACCCGCAGCUGCCCCUCACGCCCCUCACGCCCACGCCGCGGGUGCUGCUGUGUCGUUCCAACAGCAUUGAUGGCAACAAUGUGACAGUCACUCCAGGGCCUGGAGAACAGACCGUGGAUGUUGAACCACGCAUCAACAUUGGCUUGAGAUUCCAAGCAGAGAUUCCAGAACUCCAGGAUGUCUCUUCCCUGGCUCAGGACAAACACAAAGCCACACUGGUGUGGAAGCCCUGGCCAGAGUUGGAAAACCAUGACCUUCAGCAAAGAGUGGAGAAUCUUCUGAAUUUGUGCUGUUCCAGUGCAUUGCCAGGUGGAGGGACCAAUUCUGAACUUGCUUUGCACUCUCUCUUUGAGGCCAAAGGUGAUGUGAUGGCUGCCCUGGAAAUGCUGCUGCUGCGGAAGCCAGUCAGGUUAAAAUGCCAUCCCUUAGCAAAUUACCACUAUGCCGGUUCGGACAAGUGGACAUCUCUAGAAAGAAAACUGUUUAAUAAAGCACUAGCCACUUACAGCAAAGACUUUAUUUUUGUACAAAAGAUGGUGAAGUCCAAGACCGUGGCUCAGUGUGUGGAGUACUACUACACAUGGAAAAAAAUAAUGCGAUUGGGGCGGAAGCACCGGACACGCCUAGCGGAAAUCAUUGAUGAUUGCAUGACGAGUGAAGAAGAAGAAGAGUUAGAGGAGGAGGAGGAAGACAUGGAAGAAGAUAGGAAAUCCACGAAAGAAGAGGAAACUGAAGUGCCGAAGACCCCAGAGCCCCCACCGGUGCCCAUCCUGGCUCCCACCGAGGGGCCACCCCUGCAGGCCCUUGGCCAGCCACCAGGCUCCUUCAUCUGUGAAAUGCCCAACUGCGGAGCCGACUGUAGAUGUCAUGUCACUCCCUUUCUUCCCCAGGUGUUCAGCUCUCGACAGGCCCUCAACGGCCACGCUCGCAUCCAUGGCGGCACCAACCAGGUGACCAAGGCUCGGGGUGCCAUCCCCUCUGGGAAGCAGAAGCCCGGGGGAGCCCAGAGCGGCUACUGCUCGGUGAAGAGCUCACCCUCUCACAGCACCACCAGUGGUGAAACAGACCCCACCACCAUCUUCCCCUGCAAAGAGUGUGGCAAGGUCUUCUUCAAGAUCAAAAGCCGAAACGCGCACAUGAAAACCCACAGGCAGCAGGAGGAACAGCAGAGACAGAAGGCACAGAAGGCGGCUUUCUCGGCCGAAAUGGCAGCCACGAUCGAGAGGACUACAGGGGCACCUGGGCUGCUGCCCCUGGACCAGCUGAGUCUGAUCAAACCCAUGAAGAACGUGGAUGUCCUAGACCAGGAGGUGGUGCAGCAGCUGGGCGGCGUGGAGGAGGCCGAGGGCGUGGACACCGACCUGCUCCUGGACGAUCAGGAUUCAGUGCUGCUGCAGGGGGACACAGAACUCUAGAUCCCUGCGGAGCUGCCCUGGGACAGCGAGAAGCCACGGGGAACCCCCUGUUCCACAUUCAUCAGGAAACUUGGACUGCCUGCCUGUGUUUGCAACCCUUUUUAACUACCUGUUUAAAAAGUGGUCGUUUUAUUCAGGUUUAGGGGCGGGGAGGGAAAAUCCAGUUUAAUCCAGUUUCUUUUCCUUUUGUUUUAAAAAAAAAAGUGUUGUGUGGGGGUUGGGGGGAAUAAAUGAUUGGCGCAACUA